Messenger RNA from Nasonia vitripennis (jewel wasp), 699 nucleotides. Its product is annotated as ankyrin repeat and protein kinase domain-containing protein 1-like. The transcript has a single exon. Gene Ontology annotation, cellular component: ciliary inversin compartment. NCBI's taxonomy places the organism in Eukaryota, Metazoa, Arthropoda, Insecta, Hymenoptera, Pteromalidae. The coding region runs from base 1 to 699 and encodes 232 amino acids. The record is from RefSeq and is a predicted model, not a curated record. Gene Ontology annotation, biological process: protein localization to ciliary inversin compartment. Gene Ontology annotation, molecular function: protein binding.
AUGCAAGCAAUGGCAUUGCACGACGCAGUCUUGUGCUGCGACGAGGCGGUGGUCGAGUUGCUAUUGAACCGAGGCGCCGAUGUCGCUUUGAAGACUCUGGAACUGGGCAGCACAGCUCUGCACUGGGCCGCGAUGCUCAACAUCGGCAACAGCCACAAACGUAUUAUAAGAAAGCUUUUGGAGUCUAGAAGCGACUUGGACCAGCGAAACAACAUCGGCCUGACGUCCUUCAAUUACAUUUUCGGCUCUUGCAACGUCAACCUGGUGAGGCUCUGCAUCGAUCGGUACAACGCUGAUCUCAAAAAAAUGUUUUGCCAGUCAUACUACAACGGACGUAAUGCUCUCUCAUUCGCCGCUCAGAAUGUCGACAAAGGCGUGAUGAACCUGGUGUUGGAGAGUGAAGUUGAAAUCGAUAAGUGCUGCUUUCAACGUCACACGCCGUUACACUUGGCGAGCCAACUGUCCAUACGAGAGAACGUGCAGCGGUUAAUCUCAAUGGGUGCCAUCGUUAACGCCGAGGAUACGCAGAGCUAUACGCCACUAUAUUUUAGCUUUGAGCCGAGCCAAUUUCGCCAAGGAGAAAAGGCGGGUGAUCAGACUGUUGCUUGUAUCUGGAAGCAACUUAAAUCACCAGUUCUUCAUCAGUCACGACCUCCCAGGGCAACGUUCGACGAUCCUCGGCUUAACGAUCAUCAAUAG